Arctia plantaginis is the source of this 1542-nucleotide messenger RNA. The record is from the annotation of a GenBank genome assembly. Lineage: Eukaryota; Metazoa; Arthropoda; Insecta; Lepidoptera; Erebidae.
AUGCGCUGCUACGGGCAUAUUGCACCGAAAACCCAAACAGGCAAAGUGGUGACGAUCUUCUACGCGAUUUUGGGGAUACCACUGAUGCUAUUAUGUCUAUCCAACAUCGGCGAUGUGAUGGCUUCUUCAUUCAGACGUUCCGUACGUGGUGGCAGUGUUCGUGGCUCGACGCGACGACGGCCGCGCCCUCUAGAAAGAGCACAUUCCGAUACAGACUGCAGAUACCGUGAUAGUGGUUACAGCAGUGGACGCGUCCGAAGACCUCGCCAGCCAAUUCCAAUAACACAUCCUGCUUCUUUGCCCCGCACCAGGUCGCAACCACCACAACACGCUAAAUACGAAAGGCCCUAUGGGCCAAGAGAUUACGACGUAGAAGAGAACUCUCCAGUUCGCUAUGAAAAGUAUGAUAGAGGUCGGGAUCCCUAUGACGAUGAAGAAGAAGAAUUCCCAAAAAUAUCUUUACCACUGCAAGACUUGGAAGCAGCAUUGAAAGAUUUAGAAACCCACCAAAUGAAGGUUUCAAAGCCUGAGCUGCGAAGCAAAUCCUUGCCAAGACCAGCUAAAUCAAAACCCGAAUACGGCCCAAGACGAGACUUUGAUGAUCAGCGACAUUUUGAGGAUGAACCCAAAGAGAUGUUUGAAAUGCAUGAUUUACAUGACGUUGACUAUGAGAACUAUAAGGAGAAGAAGGCUUUGGAACGAGAAAGAAAUAAGGAGAGAGACGAUUUGUACGGUAUGCGAGAUCGUGGGUAUGAUCCAGAAGAUGAAGAUUUUGAUUUUGAUUACUCCAGGGGAAGAAGGCCAAGACGUGAUUAUAGGAAUGAGCGUGGUAGGUCAGAAUACUAUGAACGUGAUCAGGUGGAGCCGUGGGAGCGUCGACAACGGAGAGCUCGAUCAGCCAUCUAUGAUUACGAGCAGCGAUUGCCUGAGGAACGUCCUCCUCAACCUCAUCACUCCAGACCUCUGAGGAGAUUGCAUACAGUUGAUGAUACCAGACCGAAUUAUAGACACUCACCGUCGUUGGAGAGAGACGACUGGAGCGACGAGGUAGUCGCAGUGCCUCGCCGAAGUAGACCACCACAAGCAUGGAGCUCCCGGCAAUCUGACAUUUAUCAUCCGCCGUCAGAUGUAGUGGCGAAAGACCAGAUAAAACCAGUACCAAUCUGGCUGUGCGUGUUCCUGGUCGCGUCAUACAUCGUGGCAGGCACGUUCCUGUUCAAGCGAUGGGAGUCUUGGGCGUAUCUGGACGCAGCCUAUUUCUGUUUCAUCACUCUCACGACUAUCGGGUUUGGUGAUUUCGUUCCUGCACAGGGUCGUCGAAAAGAAUCAGACGAGAGCCACCGUGGCGCGAGCGAAGACGCCGCUGCCGCAGUCCACUCCAUUGCUCUAUGCUCCUUGUACCUGCUGUUCGGCAUUGCACUUCUGGCAAUGUCUUUCAAUUUGGUGCAAGAGGAAGUUCGCGCCAAUGUAGCAGCACUCGCCACCAAACUAGGCAUCAUCAAGCCCCGGGACAACCACGAAGAAUCAGAUAGUGACUAUUGA